Molecule: messenger RNA, 1472 nt
Organism: Malus domestica (apple)
Lineage: Eukaryota; Viridiplantae; Streptophyta; Magnoliopsida; Rosales; Rosaceae
Product: ethylene-responsive transcription factor ERN1-like
Biological process (GO): regulation of DNA-templated transcription
Molecular function (GO): DNA-binding transcription factor activity; DNA binding
Source: RefSeq, a predicted model, not a curated record
UGCAAGUACAAAACAUAAACUCAAAAGAACUUAAUAGCUAGUAGCUAGAAAUGGCAAGGAAGAGAAAAGUUAGUGAGGGAGUGGAAGACAACAACGCUACUUCAAGUGAGGGAACCAUGGGUUGGGAUGAGAUGGUGAAUGAAGCUUCCGCUGUUGCCGAGCUAGGCGGAGCACGUAGGGCGCGAAAGCGCUUUGUUGGUGUCCGGCAAAGACCCUCUGGAAGAUGGGUGGCCGAGAUCAAGGAUACCAUUCAAAAAAUUAGGGUUUGGCUAGGCACCUUUGACACUGCUGAGGAAGCAGCUAGGGCUUACGAUGAGGCUGCCUGCUUGCUUCGCGGUGCCAACACCCGAACCAACUUCUGGCCUUGCUCCCAUUCGCCGUCUUCAACCCCGGCGCUCCCCUCGAAGAUCACAAACCUCCUCCUCCAGAGGCUGAAAGCAAGAAACAACGCCAACUCUUGCUCUCCUCCUUCUUCUGCUCCUCUCCCUAUCAUCAACCACCAACACGAUCACAAUCUUCACGAACAAGCAGCAAAAACCGAAUUCUCUGAAACAUACACGGAUUUCCUCAACGAUCCCGAAGAUUACUACAUCACAAGCAGCAACAAUCAUGACAUCAUCACUGAUCAUAUCAGUGCAAGCAGCAUUGACUACAUGACAUCGAGCUUAGAGUCAUGCUUAACUAACAAGGAAACUGAUCACAUAGAGUACGGUAACUUGAGUGAAUUGGUGCAACAGACUUACAGCUGCGGAGAUGCAAAUUUCGUAGCAGAAGGAUCGGAGGAAGAUGUUGAUCCAGAACAAGAACAAGAAGAGGAAAUGAACGGAGAUCAAGUUGGAGUUAUAGACUUCCAGUUUGUCGAUGAUAUCGGAGCAUCCAACUCAAACUGCUACUCUCCAUCGCCUUUCGAGAUUGCUGAGGAGAUAGAGGAGCCGGUUCUGGAGGCUGAGAGCUACACCGACGAGCCUUCGAUGCUGAGAGCCGCCAUGAAGAGAAUGAAGUACGAGAGGAAGUUUUCGGCUUCGCUCUACGCCUUCAAUGGGAUUCCCGAGUGUUUGAAGUUAAGAAUCGGAUCGGUGAAUGGGAAUGGGAAAGGUAGAGGGGUGUCCGAGUGUUUGAGCAACCUUCAGAGAGCGUGCAGUAACAAGAAAGAAGAGGAGGUUGUUGUUGCUGUGGCGGCGGCGGGGGAACACCAACGAAAUGAUUCGAAACAGGAGGAGCAGGGUUCGUCAAUGGAUGUUUCUCUGAGUAGUGAUGGUGAAUUGUCACUCUGGAGCUCACUUGAUCUGCCGCCAAUCUGCCUUUUGUCAACUAAUUAGUUCUUCUUCUUUCUUAUUUUUUUACCAAAUUCAUGCUCUAAUUUGAUUCCACAUAUCAAUCUGGAAUUCCAUUCUUUGCAAUAUUUUCUGAUAUUCUAAUAUAUUUAAAAGAAAUAGUGAAUUUUAUGUAAUUCGAACCUUGGGUUCAAACUU